Molecule: messenger RNA, 1359 nt
Organism: Moesziomyces aphidis
Lineage: Eukaryota; Fungi; Basidiomycota; Ustilaginomycetes; Ustilaginales; Ustilaginaceae
Source: the annotation of a GenBank genome assembly
AUGGCAGCAUCCACAUCCUCAUCGAUACAGCUUCGUUCGGCGCCGCUGCCUCUCACGCAGUAUCACCUGCUGGAGAUCCCAAGCGAGCUCGUGCACCUCUUUGACCCACCAGCCCAGCCUAGCGACGAACCGCCGUCCAAAAAGCGCCGCCAGGAUCCAAGCAGGCUCACCAUCAAAGGUAGAUACGAUGACCAGGCCGUGCUCACCACCAAAUCACAGACGCUGGCGCUGCGUGCCGUAUCGCAGUCCAACUCGCUGCUGCUGUGCAGCAUCGACACCGACGGCAUUUCUUCAGCCGCCUCUCUCGAGCCCGAGUCGACCGUUUCGGUUUUGCGCUUGCGCAGCAAUGUCACCGACACGCUCGAGCUCUCGCCCGUGGUACCCCGACUCGACCGGCUCGUUGGUCUCCUCAAGGCCUCGCAGUACCAAGGCGAAGAGGAGGAAGACCGACGUGCUACCAAGGCAGCGAGGCCGGUGCGCAAAUACACGCCCAAGCAGCUGAGAAGCAUUGUGCAAGCGAGCCCUGCCGAGCUCGACGCGGGCCUCAUCCAGCAUCACAUCAUCGAGAUGGACGGAUACAUGCGCCACAUCUCGCCCACCUGGACCGUGUCGGCGCUGCAGUUGCUCAUCUCGCACCUCGACCUGCAUGCGCUUAUUCCCGAUCAGGUGCCGCUCAACGAAACCGUCGAGGCGCUCCAAGCGAUGCACGGCCUGCGGCCGCAGGUGGUCACUGCGCUGCUCACCCAGUUCUUUGGCUGCGUCAACGAGCGCGACGACGCGAUAGCAUCGAGCGCAGCAGACGCCACCGCCACCAUCACAGUCAAGCUGGAUGUCAAGGCCAUCGUCCAUUUUCUGGGCGUCGAGACGCUCAAGGCGAGCGCACGCAUCGGGCUGCCGCUAGCAGACUUCCAGCGCACCUGGACGCAGUCCUGUCUUUCGUCCGACUUUGAGGCGCUCGCGCAGCUCGAGCUGCUUUCGGGCUACUACCUGCUAUCGCCCGCACCUUCUCCGAGCGUGUCGCUCUACCCGAAUCCGGCGUCGGUGCAGAUCCAAUUCUACUCGCACCACGAGCUGCCAACCGAGCCGGCGGCGCGCUUCCAGGAUCUCUUCCUAACGCGCGCCGCCUGGAUCGCCUCGGACCUGCUGCCGUUCAUCAGCGAGCUGGCGCUCAACGACAAGAAGAAGGACAGCCUGCUGCUCAAGUUCACGCGAGCGAGCAAGGCCAAGGUGCUCGACUGGGAGUUGAGCGACGCAGAAAAGAGGGCAUGGAACAAGGACAAGAAGGUCAUCGGCACCGACGGCAAGCCCAAGAAGGUGUGGAGAGACGUGGUCAUGUACUCGGCGCGAGUCAAGUACUGA